AUGAAGGUCACCGACAAGUUACUUCAGGCUCACGAGACCGCGGACCUCCCGGCAACCUUCUCGUUCGAAUUCUUUCCUCCAAAAACCGAACAAGGGAUCCAGAACUUGUACGAUCGUAUGGAUCGGAUGUAUCAUCUUAACCCAACUUUUAUCGACGUUACUUGGAACGCUGGCGGGAGGGUUUCCAAAAUCUCUAAUGACAUUGUCAACACUUGUCAAUCGGUGUUGGGACUCGAAACAUGUCUCCACAUGACGUGCACCAAUAUGUCUGUGGAGAUCAUCGACACCGCGCUCCGUGAAGCUUACGAAUCAGGAUGUCAAAACAUCUUGGCCUUGAGAGGUGACCCACCAUUGGAUGCUCAAGUUGACGCAAACGGCCAGCUCAUCCAUAAAGGAGAGUUCCAGUACGCUAAAGACUUGAUUAGCUACAUCAAGAAACAGUAUGGGGAUCAUUUUUGUAUCGGGGUCGCUGCGUAUCCUGAGGGCCACCCGGAAGAAGAUAAUUGCGACCGUGUGAUUGACUAUCUUAAAGAAAAAAUCGACGCUGGCGGGGACUUUAUUGUCACCCAAAUGUUUUAUGAUGUCGACAAUUUCAUUGAAUGGUGCCACAAAUUGAAAGCUAAAGGUAUUGAAGCUCCGAUUUUCCCAGGGAUCAUGCCGAUCACUACUUAUGCUUCUUUUAUGAGACGGGCCAAGUGGUCAGAAAUUAAGAUUCCUCAAGGGUUUUUGGAUAUCUUGGAACCUCACAAAGAGGAUGAUUUCAAGAUCCGUGAGUUGGGUUGUGAAUUAAUAACCAAGAUGUGUAAAAAACUCCUUGAUUCUGGGGUGGUGAACCAUUUGCAUUUUUACACCAUGAAUUUGGAAAAAGCCACCAUCAUGAUCUUGCAACAACUUGGGCUUGUCACCCCAGAAGUCAACGAUACCGGCUUGACUGGUGGUGAGAUCUUGCCAUGGCGUAAAUCUCUCAACCCAAACCGUACCAAUGAAUCAGUUCGUCCAAUUUUCUGGAAAAACAUGAAGUUCAACUACAUUGUCCGGACAAAAGAUUGGGACGAGUUUCCAAAUGGUCGUUGGGGUAAUUCGGAAUCUCCAGCUUUUGGGGAAAUUUCUCUUUUCGAUGGUUCUUUGUUGCGUCAUUCGGGUAAGAAAUUGUUGGAGCUUUGGGGCAGACCACAAACCAUGAAAGAUCUUAGUGAUUUGUUUAUCAGGUACUUGAAUGGAGAUUUGGCAAUGUUGCCAUGGAGUGAUACCCCAAUUAAUGCGGAAAUCAACUCGAUCAAGCAAGACUUGAUCACCCUUAAUGAAAAGGGGAUUUUUACCGUCAACAGUCAACCGGCCGUCAAUGGAGCACGGUCCGACCACCCAAUUUUUGGAUGGGGUCCAAAGAAUGGGUACAUUUACCAAAAACAAUACUUGGAAUUCUUCAUGCCUCGGGCUAAACUCGAUACCCUUAGAGCAAACAUUGACAAGAUCAAUCGCAUUGAAAACUGCGGUACCAAUGACGAUUAUAAAGUGUUAGCGUUCUUUGCCGUGGAUAAGAAUGGUGGUUUGCAAACCAAUUUGAAAAAUGACAGCGUGCCAAAUGCCGUCACUUGGGGGAUUUUCCCAAAUACAGAAGUUAUCCAACCAACCAUUGUGGAAAAAACCUCUUUUCUUGCUUGGAAGGAUGAAGCGUACCAUAUUGCCCAAGAAUGGCAAAUGGUGCUCAAGCAAGGAGAUGACGGGUCUAUCGACUUAUUGGGCAAAUUACUUGACGACUAUGUCUUGAUUAACAUUGUGGAUAAUGAUUAUGUUGGCGAGAACAAAAUUUUCAAAUUAUUUGAAGGUAUUGAUUGCCUUUGA
Messenger RNA from Saccharomycopsis crataegensis, 1842 nucleotides. RefSeq names its product methylenetetrahydrofolate reductase (NAD(P)H) MET13 (gene MET13). The record is from RefSeq and is a predicted model, not a curated record. Gene Ontology annotation, biological process: tetrahydrofolate interconversion. The coding region runs from base 1 to 1842 and encodes 613 amino acids. Lineage: Eukaryota; Fungi; Ascomycota; Saccharomycetes; Ascoideales; Saccharomycopsidaceae. The transcript has a single exon. Gene Ontology annotation, molecular function: FAD binding; methylenetetrahydrofolate reductase [NAD(P)H] activity. Gene Ontology annotation, cellular component: cytosol.